Quercus robur (English oak) is the source of this 889-nucleotide messenger RNA. RefSeq lists its product as uncharacterized. The transcript has a single exon. The coding region runs from base 397 to 771 and encodes 124 amino acids. Lineage: Eukaryota; Viridiplantae; Streptophyta; Magnoliopsida; Fagales; Fagaceae. The record is from RefSeq and is a predicted model, not a curated record.
AGGUGGAAUGAAUUAAGUUUUAAAGGCUUUGAAGGGCCCAUCAAACCACCCUUGUCUCAAUUUCCACUGCCCCAUGUCCCUUAGAACAUGGAGGAAAUUAUGGCAGAUUCAAUCUUCUCUCUCUCUCACCCAAAUUCCCAACCAUAAAAGCUCUCAAACCACCCCCGAAUACUUCCUAGUUCUUGAAGCAACAAAACCAUCAUGCCAAGUGAGGAGCCACAACCAAAAAGAAAGUGAAAAAAAAGAAACCCCACUUUCUAUACCAUCAUUACAAUCAAAUCCAACAAGAAAAGCAGCCAUAAUUAGAACUUCUUUACCAAUCACUUUUCUCAAAUCCAUUCACACACAAUAAACUAAAACACUUCCUAUCUUUCCCAACUCUAAAAACAAAGAAAAAUGGAGAUUGAAUCAGUCAAGUGUGAGUGUUGUGGACUCAAAGAAGAUUGUACACAAGACUAUAUAAAUGAAGUCAAGGCCAAGUUUGAUAACAAAUGGCUAUGUGGGUUGUGCUCAGAAGCAGUAAGUGAUGAAGUUAGCCGAGGCAAAAAGUCAUUUGAUAUGGAAGAAGCUGUGAAGGCUCACAUGUCAUUUUGUCGUAAAUUCAAAUCGAACCCUGCAGUUCGAGUAGCCGAUGGGAUGAGGCAGAUGCUAAGAAGAAGGUCAGGUGAUUUAUCAUCAUCAUCACCAUCACCAUCUUCUUCUAAUAAGAAGUAUUCAAAAUCAGCAAGCACUUCACAAGUGAGCGAUGCAUCAACUUUCUCAUUGUACUAAUUGGAAAAGAAAAGAAGUAACUAAGGGAGGCCUAUCCUAUGGUUGGAAUAAUAAAGUUUCAACUUGUCUUGUACAGGGGAUAUGUUUCAAGCGGGGGCUUCUCUUCUUGGUUUUUCUA